This is a messenger RNA of Ostreococcus tauri, 1290 nucleotides long. RefSeq names its product Quinonprotein alcohol dehydrogenase-like superfamily. Gene Ontology annotation, molecular function: protein binding. NCBI's taxonomy places the organism in Eukaryota, Viridiplantae, Chlorophyta, Mamiellophyceae, Mamiellales, Bathycoccaceae. Gene Ontology annotation, cellular component: preribosome, large subunit precursor; nucleolus. Gene Ontology annotation, biological process: ribosomal large subunit biogenesis. The transcript has a single exon. Bases 1 to 1290 code for a protein of 429 amino acids. The record is from RefSeq and is a predicted model, not a curated record.
AUGUUACGCCUCCUCGCCUCGGACGAAAUCGGGUACGUGCGCGCCCUCGAGCGCGGUCGUCGUCGUCGGAGCCGCGACGAGGACGACGACGAAGACGCCGCCGCCGCCGCGUUGGACGCGAACGACGACGAUGAAGAGUUAACGUUGGUGGGGAAAUACGGCGCGUUAGACCGCGCUCGAGCGUGCGUGCGCGUGCGAACGGUCGUGCGCUCGAACGCGGGGGAGGCGAGCGCGUCGCGCGCGGUGACGUGCGCGCGAAGGGGCGGAGUGGUGGAAUUCAUGGACGCGGCGAGCGGGACGCGCGCGCGCGCGGGGUUCGCGGUGACGCUGAAGGAUGGAGCGACGCUCAUCGACGCGUACGGAUGGUGUGAUUCGAUUGAGAGUGAAGUGACGAAGGCGGUGACGGUGGAUGACGGUGGGAACGUGCGAUCGCACGCGUGGGAGGCUUCGCGCGGGGAGGGCGGGACGUGGACGGAGACGGGCGCGUUUAAAGCCAUGGAAAACGCAGUGAGCAGUGAUUACGACGCUCAUCUCGGAUCGCUCGUCGUCGGCGGUCGCGGACGUGGAUGUGAUGUGAUGAUUUACGACGUCGCGCACGGGACGAGGACGUUCAAGGCGGGGUAUCCGCCCGCGAACUGGUUGGGAUACACGGCGCCGCCGUGGGUGAGCGCGUCGUGCUUCGCGGCGACGAGCGAGUGUAAGCGCUUCUUCGUCGGCACGGGCGAACAUAGAUUUAGACAUUACGACACACGCGCGUCGGACACGGCGGUGCUGGAUUUGGAUCUGGGAAAGGGGGUGAUAACGUGCGUCGCGAGCUCGCUCGACGGUCGCGAGGCGUACGUGGCCAACGCGCGCGGCGCGUUCGAAAUCGUCGAUCUUCGCAUCGGGAAAACGCGCGGGAAGUUCAAGGGGAACUCUGGAAGUAUUCGUGGGAUCGCUGUUUCCGACGAUGGCGCGCACGUCGCGUGUGCGGGAUUGGAUCAGUACGUGCGGGUGUACGACGCCAAAUCGCGCAAGUGCGUCGCGAGCGCGUACGCGAAACAGCCGCUCACGUCCAUCGUAUUCGACUCGUACACGCCGGCGAUGGAGGCCAAGAAGGCCAAGGCAGCGAAGAAGAAAUCUAAGAAAUCGUCGUCUCGCGAGCUCGACGUCGACGUCGGUGUUGAGAAGAAGAAGAAGAAAUCUAAGAAAUCGCUCGUAGACGAAGACGACGCGAGCGUCGAGCGGAGGAAGAAGAAGAAGAAAUCCUCCUCGUCGUCGUCCAAAAAGCUCGGUGUCGUGUUCGAUUGA